Molecule: messenger RNA, 675 nt
Organism: Paramuricea clavata
Lineage: Eukaryota; Metazoa; Cnidaria; Anthozoa; Malacalcyonacea; Plexauridae
Source: the annotation of a GenBank genome assembly
AUGAUCAGAUCUUGGGUGACAGCAACACAUAUUCCAGGAAUCCUCAAUGUCGAUGCCGACACGGCAUCUCCUCAAUUCAACCCCAGGGUGGAAUGGACAUUGGACUCCCAGAUAUUUCAGAAGAUAGUGGAUCUGUUUUAUCUCCCGGAGGUCGACCUGUUUGCAUCAAGGCUAACCCACCAGGUCGAGAGUUAUGUCUCUAGAUUUCCAGAUCCGAGGGCAAUAUCAGUCGACGCACCAUCUUCUGUGGGCAACCCUCAACCUGGCGGUAUGGCCAGUAUCCGGAGACGUUUUGAAACAGCAGGAUUUUCGCCAGACGUUAUCGAGAUCCUCCUAUCAUCAUGGAGUGAGUCCACUAAGAAGAGAUAUGCUGGCCCGUGGAAAGCUUGGGCUGAAUGGUGUACCAUGAGUGGGUGGUGUCCCUUUUCAGCACCUGUGACAGCAGUUCUUUCAUUCCUAGCCAGUUUGUUGAAAGAGAAAGACCUGGAGUAUCGCACAAUUGCAGUCUACAGAUCUACCAUUUCGCAAACACAUGAUCCUAUAGAUUCUGUACCACUCGGUGAACUGCCUAUUGUUUCCAAAUUCAUGAAAGGAGUAUUUAGGGCAAAGCCGCCCAAACCAAAGUAUUGUUCUUCCUGGAAUCUUGCGAAAGUGUUGGAUUUUCUGAGAAAUUAA